Molecule: messenger RNA, 829 nt
Organism: Nanorana parkeri
Lineage: Eukaryota; Metazoa; Chordata; Amphibia; Anura; Dicroglossidae
Gene: CRYBA1
Product: crystallin beta A1
Exons: 6
Coding region: 1-648 (215 amino acids)
Biological process (GO): visual perception; lens development in camera-type eye
Molecular function (GO): structural constituent of eye lens
Source: RefSeq, a predicted model, not a curated record
AUGGAGAUCCCAGCAGUUCAGACAGAGCGAGAAGACAUCACCUCUGAAAAAAUGGCCCAGACAAACCCUCUUCCUGUUCCUCUGGGACCCUGGAAGAUUACAGUGUAUGACCAAGAGAACUUCCAAGGAAAGAGAAUGGAAUUCUCCUCCUCCUGUGCAAACAUCAUGGAGUGUGGCUUUGAUAACAUUAGAUCUCUGAAAGUGGAAUGUGGAGCAUGGAUUGGAUAUGAACACACAAGCUUCUGCGGUCAGCAGUUUGUCCUGGAGAGAGGAGAGUACCCCCGUUGGGAUGCUUGGAGCGGCAGCAAUGCCUACCACAUUGAGCGCCUGAUGUCUUUCCGCCCAAUCUGUUCUGCUAACCAUAAAGAAUGCAAGCUGGUCAUCUUUGAAAAAGAGAAUUUCAUUGGGCGCCAGUGGGAGAUGUGUGAUGACUACCCCUCUCUGCAGGCUAUGGGCUGGGGAAACAAUGAAGUUGGAUCCAUGAAAGUUCAGUGUGGAGCCUGGGUGUGUUACCAAUAUCCCGGUUACCGUGGCUACCAGUACAUCCUGGAAUGCGACCACCAUGGAGGUGAAUACAAGCACUGGAGAGAGUGGGGAUCCCACGCCCAGACUUUCCAAAUCCAGUCUAUCCGACGCAUCCAGCAGUAAAAGGCCAAGACGCUCCUGUCACCUACCAUUGCCGUGCUAGUGAGAGAUCACUGUUCACAGGCUUUCUGUGGUGCUACCAAUCUCUUUUAAUUAUAAUCUAGAGGAAACAGAAUUCUUUUAUUGUACUGUGAAUGCACGUUGGGAAAAUUACUUCUUAAUUGUACCAACUGCGAAAAUGAAA